Molecule: messenger RNA, 442 nt
Organism: Heterotrigona itama
Lineage: Eukaryota; Metazoa; Arthropoda; Insecta; Hymenoptera; Apidae
Source: the annotation of a GenBank genome assembly
AUGCUCCUAGGUGCCGGCGCAGCCCUCUCCGUACUUUGCAUUGGACAGAUUAACCCGUCUGCUCCGGACGGUCCAAACCUCUAUUUACAAAAAAAAGGUUCGGAUGGGUCAUUGGGGGGAGUGCACCGAACACCAGUGUGACUCACGAAAGCAAAUGUCACUCCACAACCGCCCUGCAAGCUGACCUUACUCGCUUCUGGGAAAUCGAGGAAAGGCUGCAGAUACAAAGACUAUCGGAAUCCGACGUGGCGUGUGAAGAACACUUUCGCAUCCAUACUACACGCAAUUCCGAGGAAAGACCACGGAUACCUAUCCGAAAUCCAGUGUCACGUCCCAGGUCGCUCUAGUCGUGCCUCGCCGGAGAUCCCAGAUCGGAUGGAGGAUACGUCGUAGCUGCGUAGCAGUGUCGUCCCGUCGCAGUCAUCGGCAACAGUCUCUCUAG